Molecule: messenger RNA, 198 nt
Organism: Exserohilum turcica Et28A
Lineage: Eukaryota; Fungi; Ascomycota; Dothideomycetes; Pleosporales; Pleosporaceae
Exons: 1
Molecular function (GO): protein dimerization activity
Source: RefSeq, a predicted model, not a curated record
UACUGGAUACUCAUGCGAGAUCGUUACCCACGCCUUAGCAGGCUUGCGCUAGACGUGCUCUCGAUACCAGCGUCAAGCUGCGAGUGUGAGCGCAUGUUCAGUGAGCUUGGGGAUCUACUAGAGCCUCGCCGACGAGGCAUGCAACCGCAGCUUUUGGCGGCGAUACAGUGCGUACGACGGUGGCGUAAAGCUAGUUUA